Molecule: messenger RNA, 1282 nt
Organism: Linum tenue
Lineage: Eukaryota; Viridiplantae; Streptophyta; Magnoliopsida; Malpighiales; Linaceae
Source: the annotation of a GenBank genome assembly
CGAAAAUGGUUGCAUCGAGAUCUCGUCAAGGAGAAAAAUCAAGGCAGCCGCCGCCUGCUAUUCCAGAAGUUGAGGAGGAAGAUGAGGAAGAAGAUGAUGAGGGAGAGGGUCCCUGCGGCUCAUAUUUCAGAUUUCGUGGGUCCACCUAUUCCCUCUUCAAAAUUAUAAACUACUGGAAAGAAGAUGCUGAAUACUAUGCAGCCUGCAAGAAAGAAGUCGAGAAGGCAGGAUUCAGGGGCCUAUUGGAGCUUCGCAUGCCGAAGAUACCCAAUGUCUUCAUGGACGACUUGAUGGCUGCUUAUGACUCCUCAUCCAGUACUUUUGUUUUUGGGGAAGGAGACUCGAAGAAGGUCUUCGACUUCACAGCUGAGGAUGUGGCACGUGUCUACGACCUUCCUCUCGGUGGGGCUGUGAUUGAUUUGAAGAACGUUGAGGGGGGGAUGCUUGAUAGUUUCAGCGAGGAAGUUGGCAUGAUUUCGAACAGGGCUCGCAUGGUUCCUAUCAAGCAGAUGCGGGAGUUGGCCAUUCCAGUCAACGGUCCUAGACCACCUAUUGCAAUUGCUGUCAAGCAAUUCUUGCUACUAGCUACUGGUUCGAUGCUCGUGCCAACAUUUUCUCGAAGGUGCAAGCUGGACUUUGCCCCAUACCUAGGUGGGAGUGUUGAGGACGUGAGGGUGUACGAUUGGUGUACAUUUAUUGUCCGUGAACUGAAAGUAGAGUUGACUGUUGCCAAGAAAAAAGAACAUAGUGCAAGGGCGUUGGGCUCGCCGUGCGUGUGGGUUCUCGGAGAUUGCUACUUCUUGACACUCCAUCUGUUGGACUCUCUAAAACUAGGCGGGUUGCACACAAAGACCAUCCCUAGCUGCCGGUUUUGGUGGAAGCAAAGUGUCGAGAGGGCAGGCACAUCUAUCCCCUUAGUCAGGGGAAGAUAUGACCUAGCUGCCGCUCUGCUGAGUAGGGAAGAAAUCGCCUCUCGCGGGCAGCUCCAGCCGGCAGCUAGUGCAGCAGCUGCGAGCAGUUCAGCUCCUCCUCCAGAUCGUGCACCGUUGCCCACCGCGGAAUGGUGGGAGACUGAAGAUUUGACUAGCCUUUCGCUAGGGCAGCUUAAGGGAUUGAAGGAAAUGACUGAGAGCAUGAUUGAAAAGUGGGUGGCUCGAAGGGACAAGGUCCAAACGAUUGUCUAGAAUUUGGAACAGCAAGAGUGAAUUUGAUCUACUAUUUUCCGUUGUUUGGUGGGGGGUUGUACUGUUUUCCGUGAAUUUGAUGCCAUGUUGGAAUGGCU